AUGAAGUACAGCACCGGCCUUCUCGGCGCAUUGAGCGCAGGACUCGUUGCAUCCGUCCCACUGGAGUCGCGACAGACUGGCAAUAUCGACGUGACUGUCCUGCAGUUCGCGCUGACGCUCGAGCAUCUCGAGAACAAGUUCUACUCCGAUGCGCUUAAGAAGUUCUCUGAGGGCGACUUCGCUGCCGCCGGCUAUGGCGCCACCUACUACGAGGACCUGAAAUACAUCGCGAGCGACGAAUCCAGCCACGUUGCGCUUCUCAGCAGCGCCUUGUCAGCUGCUGGUCAGACGCCAGUCCAGCCAUGUACCUAUAGCUUCCCCUAUACUGAUGUGAAAUCCUUCAUCUCACUGUCCAGCAUCAUCGAAGGUGUCGGCACGUCUGCGUAUCUAGGUGGCGCUCCUCUCAUCACGAGCAAGGACUACCUGACCGUCGCUGGCUCGAUCCUCGUCACCGAAGCGCUGCACACUUCCUACCAGCGCGCGGCCGUCGCUGAGGUCCCGUUCGCCAGCCCUUACGGAACCCCUCUCGAUCCAACCUCAGUCUACACCCUAGCCGCGGCCUUCAUCACCUCAUGCCCCGCGACCAACCCUCCCCUGCCAUUCACUCCCCUGCCAGGCCUGACCUACAACGCCACCCAAUCCUGCGCCGUGCCCAAGAUCCGCAAGCGCAGCAUCACCUGCCGUGCGCCUAAGCCCAAGCCAUCAGGCACCGAAGGCGGCUACCCCAGCGGCACCGCCACCGCGACACCAAUCCCCACCCCGACCGGCAACUCAACAAUGAACCCAGUGACCUGCGAGAAGUUCGCCGGCGACAGCAUCGUGCUUACCGCCGCUGGCAACGGUACCCUCCCCGCCACUACAUACGCCACGUUCGUCUCUGGACUCAAUGUCGCGAGCGUCCAAGCUGCUUCUGUGGUCGGGCAGAGCGUUACUGUUGCGAUCCCGGCUGCGGCAAUGGGUCAGACUUAUGUUUUCUUGACCAGUGCUGCUGCCGCGGGCAAGCUGGACAGUACUACUAUCAUUGCCGGGCCUGCGAUUGUUGAAGUCGCGCCGCCUCCGCCAGUCUAUGACGUGAACGUCAAGCGGGAGAUCGAGUAG
Cyphellophora attinorum is the source of this 1098-nucleotide messenger RNA. RefSeq names its product Protein rds1. NCBI's taxonomy places the organism in Eukaryota, Fungi, Ascomycota, Eurotiomycetes, Chaetothyriales, Cyphellophoraceae. The transcript has 5 exons. The coding region runs from base 1 to 1098 and encodes 365 amino acids. The record is from RefSeq and is a predicted model, not a curated record.